CUGGCUGCGACGGAAAUUUUUGAUUUUGGCAUGCUGCGCGUCCAAGAACCAAUUUUUCGAGAAGCCCGUGUGUGUGUGUUCUCGCGUUACUUUUUCGAAUUACAACCCGAAUAUUAUUUUAUUCCUGUAUCCUGUUUUAUUUAUGGACCUUUCAGUCUUUCAGCCAAAGCCUGAAUAUUGGUGUGGAUCGUUUUUAAUUUAUUCCAGUGGUUUGCGUUGGUCGCGCGUGGUCCGCGCAGAGAAACUGAGCCCCUGUUUGUGAUUUAUUCGCUGACUGGCGAGAAUUCGAAUGUCGCGAGACUGUUGUUCUUUGGUCAGUGGAUGUUGUUGUGCAAUACGAUUGAGUAGAUGCGUUGUCAUUGGAUUGGUCUUCCCAUCCAGGGAAAUGCAUGGUGAUUUAGAUCGCUGCAGCAAAUUUUGAAUUGGAUUCUGGAAUCACGAGCCUGCUAAUGCUAUCGACAUUUUGCCAGCACACUGACGGUGGAAUUUGGUGAUGUUAGGAUUGUUAGGAGCUGAACUAUCCGUGGAUUGAAUGUGUUUUGGAUUAUUUUGGAUGAUGAGACCGUGAAAGAUUGCAUAAUGGAAUACUUGCCAAUAUCUCUAGACCAAUUUCUAUCGAUUCGCUGAAGCGUCCCUCUUCCCCGCCUGUCGCCAUGAACCCCGCCUACUACCGCACGGCCAGCAGCCCCCACGGGGGCCACACGGCCCCUCCCCAGUCCUCCCGCGCCGAGCACCCCGGCGCGCCCGUCCCGGUGCCCUUCCCCAUGCAGAUGGCCGGCAUGGCCCUGCCCAUGGGGGUCGGCUACCCGCAGUACGCCGCCGCCGCCCAGGCGGAGAUGAUGCACCGUCUGCAGCAGGCCUCCUCCUUCGGCUUCCUCCACCCGCACCAGGCCGCCCACUUCUACCCGGGCGCCGGCUCCCCCUACCUCAACCCGGACACCUCCACCCUCCUCAUGCCGCCCGCCCGCUCCGUCAGCCCGCCGCGCCGUGCCCCGCCCGCCGCCGGCGACCGGGAGCCCCGCGACCGCUACCUCCGCACCAUCUCCCCCAACGAGUCCCGCUCCCCCGGGAUGAUCAAGUCCGGAGGGUCCGGCGGGCACCAGUACACCCGCCCGGCGUCGCCGCCCCGCCGGGAGGUGUACGCCGACGCCCGCGGCGGGUAUACGCUCAAGAAGGAGCCGGGGUAUCCGCCGCCGCAGCAGCAACGCGGGAGUGUCGAUCCCUACCUCCGCCCGGGAUCCGGCUCGGUGCUGGUCAAGCACGAGUCGGCGCCGCGGAGUAGCGCGGCGGAGUAUGCGCCGCGGUUGGAGGCCAUCUCCCCGCCGAGUGAUGAGAACAGUGAGCUGGAUAAGAAGUGCCAGGCGGUGGAGAGCGAGAUCCGGGCGCUGGAGAGUACGGUGCACACGUGCGAGAAGAAUAUCGACCAGUGGCAGGCGGAGCUGGCCGCCGCCGAGGCCAAAAAGGAGGAUUACGAACGGCAAAGGAAAUCCCAAGCGGAAACCGCCCGUCCCAACAGUCCCGAGUCGGAGGUGAACUCAGCGGAUAUGCUGCGUCGCAUCAUCGCCGAGAAUCGCCGCAUCGCGGAAUCGGAGCACGGACUGGCCGGGAAGCGGUUCGGCAUUGUGGUCACGGCGUCCACGCACAACCACCAUCCCUCCAGCUUCGUCGAUGUGGUUCUGGCAUCCAACUACCAGAAGCAGCGUGCCGGCAUCAUUCUCCGCUUGAAGAAGGACCGGCAGGCCAAGCAGAUCCGCGAGCGCUACUUGAAAGAACGCUACAAACAGCUGUCGCAGGCCUACCUCAGCCGGCUGGAGAAGACGGAAGGCAAUCCGAAAAAACGAACACGUGAAGCGAAAAUGCGGGAAUACUACGAGCGGCAGUUCCCCGAGAUCCGCAAGAAUCGCGAGGAUAAACUGCGCGAUCUGCGGAUGAACCGUGCCAAAGGCGAUCCGGAGCCCGAUCUGUCCAACCUGGACGAAAACGAUAUGGAGAAGUACUACCGCAACGCGGUGUUGGUGCCGAUGCUGCUGGACGCCAAGGACCGGUCGCGGCACUUUUACGACCGCAACCGGCUGGUGGAGAAUCCGGCCCGCGACUACAAGGAGUCGGUGUCCAACUGCUUCUGGACGCAGGAGGAGAAGGACAUCUUCAAGGACAAGUACCUGCAGCGCCCCAAGGAUUUCGGUUACAUCAGCUCCUUCUUGAAGCGGAAGAGUACGCAGGAUUGUAUACAGUAUUACUACCUCACCAAGCGCAAAGAGAAUUACAAGCAGAUGGUCAAGAAGCAGAAGGCCUUCCGGAUGCGCCGCGGCCCCAAUAAGAGGCUGCAGUCGCUGGAGGAGCCGGUGACGCCGAGCAAGAUGGCGCUGAACACUUCGCUGCUGUCCAACAGUAUUAUGGACGUGGAUGAGAAUAUUCAAGCCAUUAGUACGUCAGUUUUUUUCCGAAAUAAUUUAGCGAUUUGUAUGCUGAUGGAUGUGUUUGUCCUCGUUGUAGCCCUGACGAUUCUGUGUCCGGCGCGGAAAUGCCAAGCCGGUCGACGCGCCAUCAAGCGGCUGUUCAAGACACCCUCCGAGUUCCCCAAUUUCGCUCACACAUCACGCCGUCUCGAAUUGCCGGACACGGCGACAUCCUGCUGCAAAUACUGCAUCGCCUACAUUGAGCGACGGCUGGGCCUGGGCAAGUGGAACGACGGGGAGGUGGAGCUGCUGAAGAAGGCGCUGCUGACGCACGGCACCAACUGGACGGCGGUGUCGAAGGCGCUGGCGCCCAAGCGCGUCCGCGACUGCAUCCAGUACUACCGCGGACACGCCAUGGAGCUCGGUCUCCUGUCCCUCCCGCCGCCCGAUCUCCUGGCGCCCCAUGACGACGAAUUCUCCCCCUGGACCACCAGCUCCUCCGACGACGACGAGGACGAACCCGUCCCCAUCGACAAAGUGGCCGAUGCCAGCCCGGUGCGGCCGGACGCCGGCAACCCGCCGCUGAUCCGCUCGCACAGCGUGGACAGCAACGCCACCCUCAGCGCCGACGAGGUGGACACGGAGGAGGACACGGAGAACACCCAGCCCCCGCCCCGCCCCCUCCUGGCGCCCCCCGCGCCCCACCAAUACCUGGCCGCCUUGCCGCGCGCCGCCGCCGCCGCGCACUCCUUCAGCCCCUCGCAGCUGCCCGUGCCCGCCCACAUGGACCGUCGCCGCUCUCCCUUACCGCCUGGCCAAGCGCCCCAAGGGGGCAACGGCCCGGCCUGUGUCCGGGAUCUGAUCCACCACGCCAUCGAGAAGAAUCUGGACAAGGAUCGGCCCGGGCCGCCGUCGAAUCCGGUGGACUUUAAAAGGCAGCUGGAGUCGCAGGUGCAGAUGGUGCAUAAGGAGCAGCGGCGGGGAGGGGUGGUGGAGGGAGGGGAGGUGCCGGUGGCGGUGCUGGCGCGGACGUCGCAGAUGGUGGAUUCCGAUACGCGGAUGACGCCGCAUUUGUUGAUUCCCCGGGGGACCGGGAGGGAGAGCGCCAAAUCCCCCGGGGAGACGGAGGGCGCGCGGAGGUCACAGGCGCAGGCGUACCAGUACAGCACCCGGCAGAACCUGCUGACGGAUUUCGCCACCAGCCGGCAGCUGCACGCCGAACAAGAAGGCAAAGGUCGCGGUCCGAGCCAGCCCUCGCCCUACACCUCCGCCGCCUACGACACCCACCCGAUGCACGUGCAAAGCGCGCCGCAAGUGACGCAGCCGGAUCCCCGCUUCGUGCAGCUGUACUCGCCGUACGUCGCCUACCUGCCGCCCGGAGGGGGGCUGCCGUAUAACAUGGUCACGCCCGAGUACAUGGAGCAGCUGGCGGCCGCCGGCUUCCCGCCCGUGGGCUUGGGCGCCGCCUCCAUGAUGCCGGCGCUGAUGGCGCAGGGCGGACAGCAGCAGCGCGGGAUGCCGCAGCAACAGCAGCAGCAACAGGCGCCGCCGCAGCGGAGUAUCACGCUCGGCACCGGACGACCCGGAUUGCCGGGUGAGGAGUCGGAGCGGGAGAACGCCAGCCGGGACCGUAUGCAGACGCUGGCGGCCAACCGCGGCCUGUUGCGGGAGAGCGAGAAGCGCGGUAAACCGGAGGUGAUCACCAUCGACGAGACAAGAAGAGACCAGACGUCGCCGGGCGCCGGUCAGGAUAUGAAGUUCUACCCGGCGGCCGGGCACCACGCUCUGAUGAAGGGCGGGCAGGAGGGCCAGUCGGCGCCCCACAAGGGCGGCCGCGGCGGCGCCGAGCCCAAUCCCAAUCUGACGGCGGGGAGCCUGAUUGACGUGAUUAUCACGCGGCAGAUCGGCACGCGGCCGGGUCAGCAGCCGCCCGGGCCCGAGCAGAACGCGGCCAAUUCCCUCUCCGUAGUGGCAGGCGGCAACGCCCACCUACAGCACCCCCUGCCCACCGCCGCCCACCAGCACCCGCACAUGAGCAGCGGCAGCAGCAGCCGCAAACAACAACAGCGCCGCGACGAAGAAGCAUUAGCCGCGUUACACAACAAGCCCUUCACCCUGGGCGAGCACAUUGAGCAGAUCAUCGCCAACGACUUCUCCCGCAAGGACGCCCCCGGCCCGCCGCCCCCCAUGGAGCUGUCCGGGCGGGCGCCCCAUGGGCGUGGCCAGUCCCCUGCAGCCGCUGUCCGUCAGUCCGCUGCCCAUGGGGCUGGGGAUGGGGCUGGGGCCCGUGGUGUCGCUGUACCAGCCGUACUCCCCGGCCAACUGGAAGCGGCGGAUGCGGAUGGACGAGGGGGACAGUCCGCCGCCGCUGGCCCCGCCCCCGCCGCCCCCGGGGCCGAGUAAGGUCGUGGCGACUAUGGUGGAGUAUGAGCCUAUCUCGCCGGCGGAGAAGGAGGAGAAUUCCGAUGAGGAGGAGGAUGUUUGAAGCGCGGAAGAUGAUUUUUCUCCGGAAUUUUGAUUAUUUCGACGAGGAAAAUUGUGGAAAAAUUCCGACGAGGAAAAUUGCGGGAAAAAAAUUAAUUCCGGAUGAGGAAGAUUAUUUUCAAAUGGAUUUCUUCUUAUUCUGAUGAGGAAAAUUAUGUCUGGACGCGGAAUUUAAUUAUUCCGACUGGGAAAAUGAUUUUCUGGAUGGAUUUCUGUUAUUUUGAAGAGGAUGACGAUUUUUGAAUGGAUUUUGAAAAUUCUAAUGAGGAUUUUGAAUGGUUCUGAUGUCGGGAGGUUGCGGGAUUUUUAAAUGGGUGUCUCGGUGAAUUCGGGGGGCGGGGUUCUUCUUCAAAAGGGGGGCUGGGUGUUUUUUGAAUGGUUUUUUUGUUGUUGCGGUUGUCUCUGGUUUUCUCGCGAUUUUAAUCCGAUUUUAGCAUGGGCGUUAUUUAUGUUUAAUGGUGAGAAAUUCAGGGGAAUUGGUGUGUCUGUUUGUGUAUGAGUUUGUCUGCGGGGAAUUGUGUAGAUAAAGCUUCUAAUUAAUUCCUCGCGUUCGGCUGAUGCGGUGAAUGACGAUUGGAAUUAAUCCAGUUAUUCUCCAAA
This is a messenger RNA of Paramacrobiotus metropolitanus, 5483 nucleotides long. RefSeq names its product nuclear receptor corepressor 2-like. Lineage: Eukaryota; Metazoa; Tardigrada; Eutardigrada; Parachela; Macrobiotidae. The transcript has 14 exons. The coding region runs from base 654 to 4802 and encodes 1382 amino acids. The record is from RefSeq and is a predicted model, not a curated record. Gene Ontology annotation, biological process: regulation of transcription by RNA polymerase II.